AUGAGAUUAGUCGAGAAAGGGACUUCUCCAGACUUUUGCGGUGGGGUUCGAAGUUCAAGCGACUUGAGACUUGAAUUCCUUGGCUCAAACUCCCACCUUUUUCACCAGGUCCUCAACCCGAUCAUCUACAAAAAUCACUCUCAAAAUACCCUCGAACCAGCUUUAUUUUGGGCUGCUAAGCGAGGCAAGCUGGCUGCCUGCAUUCGCCUCCUGAGCGAGGGUGCCGAUCCCAACAUCAUAGACUCAGAUCGCAGAACUCCUUUGUCAUGGGCAGCCCAGAUCGGACAUGCAGACGUCGUCUCAGCUCUGUUAUCUGCGAAAGAAACGGACCCCAACACACCUGACAAGGACCUCCGCACUCCUCUCCUUUGGGCAGCCGGCAAGGCCGUGCAUCAUAUCGACCGGGGUACAUUCUCCAGAAUCUCUCCGGGCACUGAUCAGUUCAUAAGGGGUGAUCAUCUUGCCGUUGUCAAGGCACUGCUCUCUGUCGAGGGCAUCCAAGUUGAUCGGCCAGACAACCGCGGGCGAACGCCUUUAACGGUCGCAGCUGGCUCGGGAGCAGAGAGUGCAGUGGAAGAGAUACUGCGCACCGGGAAAGCAGAUCCAAACUCCAGGGAUGUGUUUAGGCAAACGCCUCUGAUGCAAGCGGUUUCCAGUGGGAGUAUGAGUAUCUUCAACCGCCUCAUCAGUAUUGAGGGUUUGGAAGUUGAUACCAAAUCCUGCUUUGGACCUACUGCUUUCCUGGAAGCUGCGAGUAACGGAAACGUGGAGAUCAUGAAAAUACUUCUUGCGAUGCCUCAAGUGGAUCCAGCAGAAGUACCUUGCUUUGGGGAUUCGGCUUUGAUGAAUACUAUUUGCGAGGGACACACAGAUGCUGUGAGUCUACUUCUUGCUGACGAGAGAAUUGAUCCGAACAUUACAAACAAAGCCGGCAUCCCUCCGCUGGUGAGAGCCGCAGAACGUCAACGGACGCAUAUCAUGCAAAUGCUUCUUGACAAAGGGGCGGAGCCGGAUGCCAAGGACAGGCAGGGGAGCACGGCUCUUAUGGUUUCUACCGAGAAGGGCAAUAUUGAAGCAAUCCAACUCUUGCUCGCCACUGGACGAGUCAACGCCGACUUCGAUUUGACGGAAAGGACUGGAUAUUCUCCGUUUACGUCCGUUUCAUUAGACAAUCUGAAUCAAGCUGUGCUGAAGAUUUUGGAUGAGCACAAGAGGCGGCAUCGCAUCGAUCUUGCGCCAGAAUCUUGA
Messenger RNA from Penicillium salamii, 1248 nucleotides. The record is from the annotation of a GenBank genome assembly. NCBI's taxonomy places the organism in Eukaryota, Fungi, Ascomycota, Eurotiomycetes, Eurotiales, Aspergillaceae.